Messenger RNA from Xenopus laevis (African clawed frog), 4926 nucleotides. It is a transcript of the gene asb2.L, whose product is annotated as ankyrin repeat and SOCS box containing 2 L homeolog. Bases 207 to 2171 code for a protein of 654 amino acids. The record is from RefSeq and is a predicted model, not a curated record. Gene Ontology annotation, biological process: ubiquitin-dependent protein catabolic process; protein ubiquitination; intracellular signal transduction. Gene Ontology annotation, cellular component: ubiquitin ligase complex. The transcript has 10 exons. NCBI's taxonomy places the organism in Eukaryota, Metazoa, Chordata, Amphibia, Anura, Pipidae.
AUGACAGAGUUUUGGCUUGUCACGUCUGAUCAUGCGAUGCUCCAGAAAUAAACUCUAGCCUACAAAGUCUGUGUUACUGGGCAGUUUCGCAGAGGCAGAAGCAACCUGCUGCAGAGGAGGAAGAAGGUGCAACUUAUGGGCUGUCUUUGAGCCCUAGAAACUCUAACAAGCUCAUUUCAUUCACUUGGAAGUAUAAAGAACUUACAAUGGCGACUCAGGUUUCCAGCUCCCGUCCUGCAAGAAGCAUUCUGGGCUCAGAGGAGUAUAGCCUGUAUAGCAGUAUGAGUGAAGAGGAACUGAUUCAGAUGGCCAUUGAACAAAGUCUUACGGAGAACAAUUCUGGCCCAACAACUGCCCACACUCAUCAGAAGCUGUCAGCCAGCGUCAAUACAGAGGCAACAGCUGCCUGCCGCAACAACAGGCCCACUGCUAGACAAGCACCCAUGGCAGCCAACACUAGGAACAGGGGCCGCCAGCCUAGUGCUGCACCGCCGCCCACCCCGGGGUCAAACCGGAGCAUCAAGAGGUAUGAUGGUAGUUACUGCAACAUCCCACUGCCCGCGGAGGAAAACAUUGUUGAGGAGGCAAUCAUGAAAGGAGAUGUAGACUCUCUAAAUGAAAUUAUGAAGUCAGGGAAAAAACUUUGCGAACCUAACAAAGACGGGUGGCUUCCCUUGCACGAAGCUGCCUAUUAUGGAUCCCUGGGGUGCGUUAAAUUGCUGCUGAAAGCUUAUCCUUCUACUAUUGACCAACGCACGCUGCAAGAAGAGACAGCACUGUACUUUAGUACUGUGAGGGGACACAUGGAUUGUAUGAUUCACUUGCUGCAAUCUGGUGCUGAGCCAGAUAUUGCUAAUAAGUCCAGGGAAACUCCACUUUACAAAGCCUGUGAACGGAAGAAUCCAGAAGCUGCGAAAUUUCUGGUCGAAUAUAGGGCAGAUGUGAACCAUCGUUGCAACCGAGGUUGGACAGCUCUGCAUGAGGCUGUAGCAAGGAAUGCUAUUGACAUAAUUGAUGUUCUGGUGAAGGGAGGAGCAAAGAUAGAAACAAAGAAUUGCUAUGGUAUAACCCCUCUGUUUGUUGCUGCCCAGAGUGGACAAAUGGAAGCAUUGAGAUACAUUGCCAAAUGUGGAGCAGACAUCAACACACAAGCCAACGACAAUGCCUCAGCUCUUUUUGAAGCCAGCAAAAAUGGCCAUGAUGAUAUUGUGGAGUUCCUUCUGGCACAGGGCGCUGAUGCCAAUAAACCCAACAAAGAUGGAUUACUACCUAUUCACAUCGCUGCUAAAAAGCGAGACAAUGAUGACAUCGUGUCAAUGCUCAUUCCCGUGACCAGUCGUAUCAGAGUGAAAAGAAGUGGCAUUAGUCCUCUCCAUAUAGCUGCAGAACGCAACAAUGAUGAUAUUCUGGAAGAGCUCAUCAACGCAGGCUAUGAUGUCAACUCCACGCUUUCUUUUGACAGAGCCAGAUUGUAUGAAGACAGACGCAGUACUGCUCUAUAUUUUUCUGUCAUGAAUAAUAAUAUUAACGCAACCCAAAUGCUCCUGGAAGCUGGAGCUAAUCCCAACAUAGAUAUUCUCAAUCCACUGUUAAUCUCUAUUCGCCAUGGGUGCUGCAAAACUAUGAAAAUGCUUCUAAAUCAUGGAGCUAACUUAAAUACCUACAUCUCUACGCAUCCUACAUCUUUUCCUGCCACCAUCAUGUUUUCCAUGAAAUACGUGAGCUUGUUGAAGUUCCUUUUGGACCUUGGAUGUGACGCAGACUCCUGUUUUAAAUGUGAAUAUGGCAGUAGACCCCAUCCUCCCGUUGAAGAAGCCACACGUCACUAUGAUACAACUUAUAUCCCAGAGCGUAAACAGCCAAAAAUUGUACAGUUCUGUGAAAUGAUUUCUACACCAGAAAUAAGUCGUUGGGCUGGUCCCAUCAUUGAUGUUCUUCUGGACUACGUUGGCAAUGUCAAGCUUUGCUCGCGGUUACAGGAACAUUUAGACAGCUAUGAGGGGUGGGCUUGUAUAAAAGAGAGAUCACAGCUUCCUCGAUCUCUUUCUCACCUGUGUCGAUUAAAAGUCCGAAGCACUAUUGGAACAGACCGCAUCAAGCUGAUCCACACAUUGCCUCUUCCAUGCAGAAUGAUCCGCUAUCUAACCUAUGAUACAUCCAAUCAGUAUUAGUACUAAUUUGGUGACCGCAUACGUUUUUACUAAUAAUAAAAGCACAAUGAAUGGGGAAGAGUCCUCUGAAUAAGUGACAGCUGGAUAGCAGAAUUGUGCCACAAAGACAAUGAAUGCACUGGACCUGUGUUCUUUGGAAUAUCUUGAAUGAGAAAUCUGAUGUUCAUAUUGAAGCCACUUGCACCAAUGGACUGCAAGAGAAAAAGCAAAUGCUUGAAAUGGCAUAAAAUGUAAAGAAAAAUUCUAGGGUAGGAAGGGAACGGUUGUGACCUUCUUUUGUUAAUGGUUUUGUAAAGUUAAUAGAAGUGGGAUGUCUCAUUGACAUAGGUAUGGGAUCUGUUAUCCGGAAAUAUGUAAUCCAGAAAGCUCCCAACUACAGGGUGGCUGUUUACCAUAGAGUCCAUUUUAGCCAAAUAAUCCAAAUUUUUAAAAAUGAUUUAUUUUUUUCUUUGUAAUAAUAAAACAGUACCUUGUACUGAAUCCAAACUAAGAUAUAAUUCAUCUUUAUUGGAAGCAAAACCAGCCAAUAAAGAUCAAAAUUACAGAAAUUAAGUAAAUGACACUGUCAAUGCCUAUACUAAACUAGGGUGUUUUGCUUUAAAGACAUAAUGAUAAAAGCCUUUGAGGGAAAAUAUGUCUUUAGGCAAAGUCUGACAUCUGAUCAUGGCGUUACAUUGAAAAAAUAUAGAGAAAAUUGAAUUUUUCUUUUUCAAUUUUUCUUUUAACUACAGAAUCAUAUUCAAAAAGCAUAUGCACUCCUAAACUAGUUUACACCACCUCUAAUAGGAUCCAUUAAAAUAUUAUUCCCUUUUAUGUAGAAAUUGAGUUAAUUUGCACACUCCAGCCUAGCCAUUCCACACAAAUAUAUUGGCUAAAGAUUUUAAAAUGAAAGCCCAGGCUACGUCACAGUGGUUUCCACUAAUUUAUGAAAAUGAGAGUGCAGUGUCUGCUUCACAGCCUGCCAUCCAGCUCAGUUCUGUAUAAUAAAGGCAGAGUCUGGACACAGCUCAUUACAAUGCUUGUUUCACAAGAGGUUUCACACUAUAUAUAUUCAGCCCAACAGUAUAUUUUGGCUAAAUAUCUCGUAAUCCUCCAAACCUAAAAUGAUACUGAUGCUAUUAAACUACUCUUCAAAAUAUUAAUGUAUAUUAAGGAGAUUAUUUGAUUUUUAGAGGAAAAAAACUUUGAAGUUUUUAGCGGGGAAAAAAGAGAAUAUUUUAGAUUUAUUAUACCCCAAAGCUGCAAAAAGUUCAAAUCCAUCUCAAACCUGUCUAGGUCUUGUAUAAGUCAAUGAGAGAUGUCCCUUUUACAAUUGAAGAUAAUGUUAUCUGCGCUAAAUUUCGUCAGAUAAUCCGAAAAAUGUUAUGUUAAUGAAUGCAAAGCUUGUAGAAAAUGCAGCGCAAAAUCACAGGACCUGCCUUUAAAAAUAUUUCUGCAGUUGUCACCUUAAAUGCAAUAUGCAUGCCAUUCUGACACAGGUAUUUUGUAUAGUUUUUUUUAGUUAUUUUUGCAGGCUGUUCUCGGACUUUUCAACUAUAUAGCAAAAUAAGAAUUAGGGUAAUCCUCAGUUUCAAAUGUCUAGCACUGUAAGCAUUUAGCAUCCAGUUAAUAAUAUAAGAAUUAGGAUAAUCCUCAGUUUCAUAAGUCUAGCACUGUAAGUAUUUAGCAACCAGUUAAUAAUACAGUUUUGCUGUUUUACUUCUCUCAGCAUGAUCAAAGAGUGCAGUUAUAUGGCAUGUGAUUAGCUAUAAGUAAGUAGAUAUAAACUGUAAGUAAAUAGAUCUUCAUUUGCACAGAUGUGUGACAAUCAGUUAUGUUUAUUCUCAUUGUAAUCGGUAACAUCUUAUCUGAAUUAUAAUGUUCCAUUCAGUCCAUACUGCCAAAUUAAGGCACGAUGGGCAGAAAACAAUGCCAGCAAAUGCGUUCAAAUUCCUCUUUGUUAUAUACAGUAGGUCAGUAGUGACAAGAAUUUAGGCUAUGCAUGUUUAAAUGUGUGGUUUAUUAACAGUUAAAUUGUCUUUGGCACAUGACAGGCAUUGUACAUAAUUCCAUUCUUGUUUCUUUCUCAGACAUCUUCUAUAAAAUGUCUUUAUUUGGUACAGGGCCCCUACAUUUGGAGUUUAUUAUGCUAUUAAUUCUGCAUGUGGCCUGUUAAUGGUCCCUUGCUGAAUCACAUGAUUAGCGCUCGCUAAUUCCACUUCUGUCUCAGAAGUCACAUAUAGUUUUUCUGAGCCGUCAGUACAAACAGACAGCUUUUCUCAGAAAGCAUUUUUACAUGAAUACUCAGAAUAUUAUCCUAUAAACAGAUUUUAGAAACAUUUGUUCCACUUAAAGAAAUGACAGUUCUCGAUGUUUUCAUGAGGAGAUCGAAAAUGUUUUAGGGCUGGUGCAUCCAGCUAAAGUUAAGGUUCUGGAUUAGGCUGCCUACCUUUUAUGGGCCAGUUCUGUUUUAACUAUUAUCUAUCGGGGCACUUUCAUUUAAAAUGAGCCAUGACCAUAAUUAUAUGAAUUUAUUUGUACAUUUAUUUAUGCUCUUCUGGAAACGUGAACACUACCAACACAGGCAGAAAAACAUGCAUUAGAACCCAGGUUCUUCUCCUGUACUAGUGUUAUCAGACAGUUCACUUUUUCAUAAGACCAACUGCUUGAGGAUCAGUUACUUAGGGGCAGAUGUAUUAAGGGUGGAAUAUCGAGGGUUAAUUAACCCUCGAUAUUCGACUGGCGAAUUAAAAUCCUUAGACUUCGAAUAUCGAAG